Messenger RNA from Meira miltonrushii, 984 nucleotides. RefSeq lists its product as uncharacterized. Bases 204 to 851 code for a protein of 215 amino acids. The record is from RefSeq and is a predicted model, not a curated record. NCBI's taxonomy places the organism in Eukaryota, Fungi, Basidiomycota, Exobasidiomycetes, Exobasidiales, Brachybasidiaceae. The transcript has a single exon.
GCGAUCAAUUGUCCAACAAGGGGGAACGUACGAAUUGAAAUCAUAUAAUGGGGCCAUACCAUAACACGAUACCAUCUAAUUUGCGAUGACUUGUGCCGAGAUUUAGGUGUUAUUGUUGUAGACUGAUUUGAUGCCAGUGUUGGACUUUUUGCUAUCUUCGGUGGAGUUUGUGCACUUUAAGAGAGGAAUUCCAACCAACACCGAUGAACUGCAAAACCGCACGCAAUUUUGUACAGAGGGCAGAUCAAGGUUGCAUGCAUAAACAAAUAAUUGGUAGGCAGUUUAUCACUCUUUUCAUUCACGCUAAAGACGCGCCUUUUUACACGAUUUUUGUGUACAUACAAGCACAACUAAGAUACAUACACCACCACUUUAUAUUAACUUCACUUUCAAUCCCACCCCCAAUCCAUUCUUACUUCCACCAUAAUCAUUUUCAUUCUCUCUUUUCUCUUUUUGAUCGCCAUCAAAUCAACUCUCUAACAAUGUCUAAGCCAGCUUCAAAGACAGCCUCAGCCGCCAAGAAGGCAUCUUCCACCGGUCCAUCUUACGAGGUAAGUUUGAAACAAUUGUACACUUUUUUCGCCAUUGCUAUCCGUCCCGUUGACAAGGUAAACGGAAAGGCAUACAUAGGAGCGAAAAGAAACGAUAGAUACAUCUUUCAAGCUGGUCAAUGGAUGGAUGGUAGCAUGUACUUCAUCCAUUCAAAGCCGUUUGGCUCUAUCUCCUCUAUUCGCUUCACGCCAUCGUCAUUCGUUCGUUCUCAAUUCGCGCGCGCGUUCCGAUUGACGCGCCGGGAUUGGAGCGCGUGGAUGGUUUACAGUUCUGCUCGUUCAAGAUUUUUGCACGGUUGAUUCAUCGUCCAUUGAAAAGGCUCAAAGCAAAACAUGCUUCUUGGCACACACUAUGGCAAAACGGCAGCUUUCCACCGUGCCUGUAGCCACCGCUAUCAAGCUUUUCGUUACCACCUUGUCAACGGAACGCUGC